AUGACAGCACAAGUCCUUACCCAUGCCGAUGGGCGCAAAACCGACUACCUCGUCUCUGGGGCACAGGACGGCUUCCCGCUCGUGUUCAUCCACGGCACGCCUGGGUCGUACACGGUCGGGUCCAAGUUAAGCAGCACAUGCGAGAGGAAGGGCAUCAAGCUUAUCACACUCUCGAGGGCGGGUUAUGGCGGCUCGUCACGGAAGCUAGGCCGGCAGGUCGUGGACGCUGUGGCGGACAUCCACGAACUGCUUGAACACCUUGGCGUGAAGAAGUGCAUUGUCGGUGGGAAAAGCGGUGGUGGACCGCACUCUCUGGCCUGCGCGGCCCGGCUCCCAGGGUGCGUGGCAUCUUUAGUUGUGGCUGGCGUAGGACCAUACAACGCAGACGGCCUCGACUUCCUCGCUGGUCAGGGACAGGGCAAUGUUGACGAGUGGGCGGCCGCACUCAAGGGGGAGGAAGAAAUCCAAAAGUUCUGCCAGGCUGAGAGGCCCGGGUUGCUGGCGGCGGACGCGGAGGGGCUGACGAAGGCGCUGCUGUCGACGUUGCUGCCCGAAGUGGACAAGAAGGCGAUGCUGGAGGACGAGAACACGGGCAGCGACAUUGUCAGGACGAUGCGCGAGGCCUUGCGGGUUUCGUGUGAUGGGUGGGUGGACGAUGACCUCGCCUUCAUACAGCCGUGGGGAUUCGAACUUGACGAGAUCAAGGUGCCCGUGUUCCUCUACCAGGGCAGCGAGGACAAGAUGGUGCCUCUGGCGCACGGCCAGUGGCAGGCCGACCACCUCCCAAAGGACAAGGUGAAGGCGCGUCUUGUCGAGGGCGAGGGACACAUCUCCAUCAUGGCGGGAUAUCUGGAGGAGAUGCUGGACAACCUGUUGGCUGUGGCUAGAGAGUAG
This is a messenger RNA of Diaporthe batatas, 894 nucleotides long. RefSeq lists its product as uncharacterized. Bases 1 to 894 code for a protein of 297 amino acids. The transcript has 3 exons. Lineage: Eukaryota; Fungi; Ascomycota; Sordariomycetes; Diaporthales; Diaporthaceae. The record is from RefSeq and is a predicted model, not a curated record.